AUGGCUACCAUGGGAACCGUCGGCUGCCAGUGGGGACCAAUCAGUGAGAAGCUCGAAGCGUUAUCAUCCCAAGGAGAGGAUAUGCGGGAGAAGCUGCAGCUUUUGAGAACGAGCAAUAAAAAAUUGGAGGAACGAGUGAAAGAACUCAGCAACAGAAAACUCUCCCUUCAACAGUUACUCUCCCGUUUAGAUGCAGAUGCAGGACGGAAGGCCGCUGAGAGUGAACUUCAAGCGGAAAAAACUAGUGGCACUCGGGAACGGCUGCAAAAAGCUUUGAGCCGCAAGCGGGAUCUAGUCUUCGCAAAUACAUGGAUGAAAGCGGGUCUCACUUGCGCAUCCCUUCAUCAUAUCACGAACCUGCGAAGGGGGGUUGAUGCAUUGAUAUCGACGAUGGCCUCCAAAGAUGGGUUUCUCUCUGCCACUUUGGGUGGGUCGCUAGCGGGACGACAGCGAUCCACCACAGCCAUGAAAGAGCUCGAGAACGGGCAAAUGCGUAAGUGCUACUAG
Neospora caninum is the source of this 507-nucleotide messenger RNA. RefSeq lists its product as hypothetical. Bases 1 to 507 code for a protein of 168 amino acids. NCBI's taxonomy places the organism in Eukaryota, Apicomplexa, Conoidasida, Eucoccidiorida, Sarcocystidae. The record is from RefSeq and is a predicted model, not a curated record. The transcript has 4 exons.